This is a messenger RNA of Phacochoerus africanus (Common warthog), 2400 nucleotides long. RefSeq names its product fatty-acid amide hydrolase 1. NCBI's taxonomy places the organism in Eukaryota, Metazoa, Chordata, Mammalia, Artiodactyla, Suidae. The record is from RefSeq and is a predicted model, not a curated record. Gene Ontology annotation, molecular function: amidase activity; fatty acid amide hydrolase activity. Gene Ontology annotation, biological process: fatty acid catabolic process. Bases 117 to 1856 code for a protein of 579 amino acids. The transcript is spliced from 15 exons.
CCUCCGCUCCCCUCCCGCGCUGGAUCCCCGGCUGAUCCAGGCCAGGUUUUGCAGCGGCGUCGGCGCGUGCUGAUUCCUCUUCGGUUGCCCCCGGCAGCGGUCCUCGGUGGGAGAUCAUGGUGCAGGACGAACUGUGGGCUGCGUUCUCCGGCCCCUCCGGGGUUGCCCUGGCCUGCUGCUUGGUGGCAGCGGCCUUGGCCCUGCGUUGGUGCAGUCGCCGGAUGGCGCGGGGCGCGGCGGCCCAGGCGCGACAGAGGCAGCAAGCGGCCUUGGAGACCAUGGACAAGGCGGCGCAGCGCUUCCGGCUCCAGAACCCCGAUCUGGACUCGGAGAUGCUGCUGGCCCUGCCACUGCCUCAGCUGGUACAGAAGGUACGAAGUGGGGAGCUGUCUCCAGAGGCUGUGCUCUUUUCCUACCUGCAAAAGGCCUGGGAAGUAAACAGAGGGACCAACUGCGUGACCACCUACCUGGCAGACUGUGAGGCUCAGCUGUGCCAGGCGCCCAGGCAGGGCCUGCUCUACGGUGUCCCUGUCAGCCUCAAGGAGUGCUUCAGCUGCAAGGGCCAUGACUCCACGCUGGGCUUGAGCCGGAACCAGGGGACACCAGCAGAAUGUGACUGCGUGGUGGUGCAGGUGCUGAAACUGCAGGGUGCUCUGCCUUUCGUGCACACCAACGUCCCCCAGUCCAUGUUCAGCUAUGACUGCAGUAACCCCCUCUUUGGCCAGACCACGAACCCAUGGAUGUCAUCCAAGAGCCCGGGCGGCUCCUCGGGAGGUGAGGGGGCCCUCAUUGCUGCUGGAGGCUCCCCACUGGGCUUAGGCACCGACAUCGGGGGCAGCAUCCGCUUUCCCUCCGCCUUCUGUGGCAUUUGCGGCAUCAAACCCACGGGGAACCGCAUCAGCAAGAGUGGCCUGAAGGGCUCUGUCUAUGGACAGGUAGCAGUGCAGCUCUCAGUGGGCCCCAUGGCGCGGGACGUGGAGAGCCUGGCCCUGUGCCUGCGUGCGCUGCUGUGCGAAGACAUGUUCCGCCUGGACCCCACCGUGCCUCCCCUGCCUUUCAAGGAGGAGGUCUAUGCAAGCUCUCAGCCCCUGCGUGUUGGGUAUUAUGAGACCGACAACUACACCAUGCCCACGCCGGCCAUGAGGCGGGCCCUGCUGGAGACCAAGCGGAGCCUUGAGGCUGCAGGCCACACGCUGAUUCCCUUCCUGCCGGCCAACAUACCCCAUGCUCUGGAGGCCCUGUCAACGGGCGGGCUCUUCAGUGAUGGUGGGAAGAGGUUGCUACAGAACUUCAAAGGCGAUUACGUGGACUCCUGCUUAGGGGACCUGAUCUCAAUUCUGAGGCUGCCCAAAUGGCUUAAAGGACUGCUGGCUUUCAUGCUGAGGCCUCUGCUCCCAAGGUUGGCAGCCUUUCUCAGCAGCCUGAGGCCUCGGUCGGCUGGAAAGCUCUGGGAACUGCAGCACGAGAUUGAGAUGUACCGUCACUCCGUGAUUGCCCAGUGGCGAGCGCUGGACCUGGAUGUGGUGCUAACCCCCAUGCUGAGCCCUGCUCUAGACUUGAAUGCCCCAGGCAAGGCCACAGGGGCCGUCAGCUACACGCUGCUCUACAACUGCCUGGACUUCCCCGCGGGGGUGGUGCCUGUCACCACGGUGACUGCCGAGGACGAGGCCCAGAUGGAGCAUUACAAGGGCCACUUUGGGGACAUCUGGGACAAGGUGGUGCAGAAGGCCAUGAAGAGGAGCGUGGGGCUGCCUGUGGCCGUGCAGUGUGUGGCUCUGCCCUGGCAGGAGGAGCUGUGUCUGCGGUUCAUGCGGGAGGUGGAGCGACUGAUGGCUCCUGGGCGGCAGCCCUCCUGACCGCUGCCCGCCCGGCCCCCCCAGGACCUGAGACCCACUGGAUCCGCGCCCAGCGGAGUCAGGACACAACUGCCACCGUGCGAGAAAAUGUUCAACCUCGGGCAGAGGCUUCCCGGUCUCUCCCCCUCGCCCCUGCCAGAAGCCCAGAACCACUGAGUCUGGACCUUGCUCUUCCCGUGGCCCCUGCUCUGCCCUGACCCCGCCAAUGUGGCAGCUAGUGGGUAUGACAUGGCAAAGGCCCCCCAGCCGUCAAAAACCGGUUCCUGGUCUCCAUACUUUCUGGCAGUCGUUGUUAGGGCAGUGGGGGUUGGAGACCUGACCUUCUGGAACCUGACUCCAGCCAUGUCCGUCUUGUGCUGCAGAAGCUUCUCUGGUCCUCGUCACUCACAGGCAGACGCCGGCUUCUCCGAGUGGGCCUUGCAGCCCAGGACUUCACCCCUCUGCCCCCCAGCCUAAGCCCUACUUUGCGAGGCAUUGUCUUCUCUCCUGCCCUCUGCUGAGGGUGCCCUUUCUGCUCCUCUACCAUUAAAUCCUUUGAGGCCUA